Messenger RNA from Ambispora leptoticha, 1027 nucleotides. The record is from the annotation of a GenBank genome assembly. Lineage: Eukaryota; Fungi; Glomeromycota; Glomeromycetes; Archaeosporales; Ambisporaceae.
ACUAUCGAUGGUAGAAGCGAUUAAGGAACAUACCAAUAUAGAUUUUUCCCAAGUAAACAAUUUAGAAGAAGCCUUAGAAUUUGCCAAAAAACAUAACUUAAAAUUAGAAAAGUUUCAAAAAAGUAUUGGACACGUUAUUUUGGCUUUUUUUGAGGAAUAUGUGGAAAAAAAGUUAAUUCAACCGACUUUUAUUUAUGAUUAUCCCAUUGAAGUUUCUCCAUUAGCCAAAAGUAAAAUUGAUAAUAAAAAUAUUGCUGACAGGUUUGAGUUGUAUAUUGGUGGAUUAGAGUUUGCCAAUGGUUAUAGUGAGUUAAAUGACCCGAUAGAGCAAAAAAGAAGGUUUGAAGAACAAACUAAACAAAAAGAAUUGGGCAAUGAAGAGAUUGCCAGUUUUGAUAAGGAAUUUUUAGAAGCCUUGGAAUAUGGUAUGCCACCAGCGGGGGGAUUAGGGAUUGGCAUAGAUAGAUUAAUAAUGUUAUUUACCGGUCAAAAUAGUAUUAAGGAGUGGCUAAAAGAUGUAAAGAAGUUGAUUGAGUGUGAGGAUGUUGAAGAAAUUCACUUUAUUGGUAGCAUUAUUUACAAAAAAAACCCUGAAACUAAUCCCUCUUUUCCUGAAUAUCUAAUUAUUGAUGAAAACAUUAAUCAACUUCUUUUUAUCUCUGACAGUCGCAAACCUCAACCUCGACUUACUAUGAGGGGAGAAGAUGAAAAAACUUUGGGAACCAUUUUAAGCCACAGAAAUCUAGAAGAUAAUAAAGAAAGAAUUUCCGAAGCCUAUGAGUAUUUCAAAAAGGAACUGGGAGGAAGUAGCAUGACCGGAAUUCAUCUAAAAGACUACUUUGAAAAAAUCAAGAGCAAAUUUAAUUUUAUAUCAAUAAAGUUAGAAAAAGAUGACGAUGCUUUAGAAAUAUUUAAAUCAAUUAACACUUCGGGCGUGAUGUUAACUUCAACUGACUUAAUAAAAGCAGAAUUUUUUAUUAUUUAUGAAGAGAAAGGUUUAGAUUGUAGAAAAUUAGCCCAGGAAUGA